Molecule: messenger RNA, 3600 nt
Organism: Brassica napus (rape)
Lineage: Eukaryota; Viridiplantae; Streptophyta; Magnoliopsida; Brassicales; Brassicaceae
Product: cellulose synthase-like protein D4
Exons: 4
Coding region: 140-3478 (1112 amino acids)
Biological process (GO): cellulose biosynthetic process; plant-type primary cell wall biogenesis
Cellular component (GO): plasma membrane; trans-Golgi network
Molecular function (GO): mannan synthase activity; cellulose synthase (UDP-forming) activity
Source: RefSeq, a predicted model, not a curated record
UUUUUUUGUUUUCCUUAACUGUGAGAAAGUUAAAAAUUGGUGUAUCAUCUUGCGAGAAGAUUAAAAUCCAUGUAUCAUUUUUAUUCUGCAUGAUCACACUGAUUCAUGCAAAAAAAAAUCAUCAUUGUUUUGCUUCACAAUGGCGUCCACUCCUCCUCAAAAUUCUAAGAAAGUUCGAAACAAUUCUGGUAGUGGCCAAACUGUAAAAUUUGCAAGACGGACAUCUAGUGGACGAUAUGUGAGUUUAUCCCGGGACAAUAUUGAAUUAUCAGGCGAGUUCUCUGGAGAUUAUUCUAACUAUACAGUGCACAUACCUCCAACGCCUGACAACCAGCCCAUGGCCACUAAAGCUGAAGAGCAGUAUGUGUCAAAUUCCCUAUUUACUGGUGGUUUUAACAGUGUCACGCGUGCACAUCUUAUGGACAAAGUCAUCGAUUCAGAUGUCACACACCCUCAGAUGGCUGGCGCUAAAGGUUCUUCGUGUGCCAUGCCUGCUUGCGACGGAAAAGUCAUGAAAGACGAGAGAGGAAAAGACGUGAUGCCAUGUGAAUGUCGGUUCAAGAUUUGCAGAGAUUGCUUCAUGGACGCCCAAAAAGAAACAGGUUUAUGUCCAGGAUGUAAGGAACAAUAUAAAAUUGGUGACCUAGACGAUGAUACACCUGAUUUUUCUAGUGGUGCUCUCCCCUUACCAGCUCCAGGAAAAGAUCAACGUGGCAGCAACAACAUGUCUAUGAUGAAAAGAAAUCAAAACGGUGAAUUUGAUCACAAUAGAUGGUUAUUUGAAACACAAGGCACAUAUGGUUAUGGAAAUGCGUAUUGGCCUCAAGAUGAAAUGUACGGUGAUGAUAUGGAUGAAGGAAUGAGAGGUGGCAUGGUGGAAACAGCUGACAAGCCAUGGCGACCUCUGAGCCGGCGGAUCCCAAUCCCAGCUGCCAUCAUAAGCCCAUAUAGAUUGCUAAUCGCAAUUCGUUUUGUGGUGCUAUGUUUUUUUCUAACUUGGAGGAUUAGAAACCCUAAUGAAGACGCAAUAUGGUUAUGGCUGAUGUCAAUAAUAUGCGAGCUUUGGUUUGGAUUUUCAUGGAUUUUAGAUCAAAUCCCAAAGUUGUGUCCCAUAAACCGUUCUACCGACCUUGAAGUUCUUCGUGACAAAUUUGACAUGCCUUCUCCUUCGAACCCCACAGGGAGAUCCGAUCUCCCAGGUAUUGACCUCUUUGUGUCCACAGCAGAUCCUGAGAAAGAGCCACCCCUUGUCACUGCCAACACUAUGCUUUCCAUCCUGGCUGUUGAUUAUCCAGUGGAGAAAGUGUCGUGUUACCUUUCUGAUGAUGGAGGAGCCCUUUUAUCAUUUGAAGCUAUGGCAGAAGCUGCUAGUUUUGCAGACUUAUGGGUGCCCUUUUGCCGCAAACAUAACAUUGAACCCCGAAAUCCAGAUACAUAUUUUAGUUUGAAGAUAGAUCCAACAAAGAACAAGAGUAGGAUUGAUUUUGUGAAAGAUAGGAGGAAGAUUAAGAGGGAGUAUGAUGAGUUCAAAGUUCGCAUCAAUGGGCUCCCUGACUCAAUAAGAAGGAGGUCAGAUGCGUUUAAUGCAAGAGAGGAAAUGAAGGCUCUAAAACAGAUGAGGGAAAGUGGAGGUGAUCCGAUGGAACCUGUGAAGGUCCUCAAAGCCACAUGGAUGGCUGAUGGUACCCACUGGCCAGGAACUUGGGCAGCCGCUACUCGAGAGCAUUCCAAAGGUGAUCAUGCUGGAAUUUUACAGGUGAUGUUGAAACCACCCAGCAGCGAUCCUUUAAUCGGCAAUGACAGUGAUAAAAUCAUCGAUUUUUCCGAAACGGAUACUCGUUUGCCCAUGUUUGUGUAUGUGUCACGUGAAAAGCGACCUGGUUAUGAUCAUAACAAGAAAGCUGGAGCCAUGAAUGCACUUGUUCGUGCUUCUGCUAUUCUCUCAAAUGGACCUUUCAUCCUUAAUCUUGAUUGUGAUCAUUACAUUUAUAAUUGUAAGGCCAUUAGAGAAGGAAUGUGUUUUAUGAUGGACAGGGGUGGUGAAGAUAUUUGCUACAUUCAGUUUCCACAAAGAUUUGAAGGCAUCGAUCCUUCUGAUAGAUAUGCUAACAAUAACACUGUAUUCUUUGAUGGUAAUAUGCGUGCCCUCGAUGGUGUCCAGGGACCAGUUUAUGUAGGAACAGGUACUAUGUUUAGGCGCUUUGCCUUAUAUGGUUUUGAUCCACCAAAUCCUGAUAAGAUUCUCGAGAAGAAGGAAUCAGAAACAGAGGCUUUAACCACCAGUGACUUUGACCCAGACCUUGACGUCACACAACUCCCCAAGCGCUUUGGCAACUCUACACUUCUGGCAGAGUCAAUUCCUAUUGCAGAGUUCCAAGGUCGUCCAUUGGCAGACCACCCUGCUGUCAAGUAUGGCCGUCCUCCUGGGGCGCUUAGAGUCCCUCGCGACCCACUUGAUGCCACCACAGUCGCAGAAUCAGUUUCUGUAAUCUCUUGUUGGUAUGAGGAUAAAACAGAGUGGGGAGAUAGAGUCGGAUGGAUUUAUGGAUCAGUGACAGAGGACGUGGUCACAGGGUAUCGCAUGCAUAAUCGUGGGUGGCGCUCUGUUUACUGCAUCACCAAAAGGGAUUCUUUUCGAGGCUCCGCACCCAUUAAUCUUACAGAUCGUCUUCACCAGGUGUUACGGUGGGCAACCGGGUCUGUUGAGAUCUUCUUCUCUAGAAACAACGCCAUUCUCGCCUCAAAACGUCUCAAGUUCCUCCAACGUCUCGCAUACCUUAAUGUUGGAAUAUAUCCUUUUACAUCAUUGUUUCUAAUCCUCUAUUGUUUUCUUCCGGCGUUCUCUCUUUUCUCUGGCCAGUUUAUCGUGCGGACGCUCAGUAUCUCUUUCUUAGUUUACCUCCUUAUAAUCACCAUUUGUUUGAUUGGCUUGGCGGUUUUGGAGGUUAAGUGGUCAGGCAUUGGACUGGAGGAAUGGUGGAGAAAUGAACAGUGGUGGCUUAUCUCAGGAACAAGCUCUCAUCUUUAUGCUGUGGUCCAAGGAAUUCUCAAAGUCAUUGCAGGGAUCGAGAUUUCCUUUACCUUGACAACCAAAUCAGGAGGAGAUGACAACGAUGACAUAUACGCAGAUUUAUACAUAGUAAAAUGGUCGUCGUUGAUGAUACCGCCCAUUGUGAUAGCAAUGGUAAACAUAAUAGCAAUUGUGGUGGCAUUCGUUAGGACGAUAUACCAAGCAGUGCCACAAUGGAGCAAGUUAAUUGGUGGAGCAUUUUUCAGUUUCUGGGUGUUGGCACAUUUGUAUCCAUUCGCAAAAGGACUAAUGGGACGAAGAGGGAAGACUCCAACAAUAGUUUUCGUGUGGGCAGGUCUAAUUGCCAUUACCAUCUCUUUACUAUGGACGGCUAUUAAUCCUAAUUCUGGACCUGUUGCUGCUGCUGAAGGUGUUGGAGGCGGAAAAAAAGUUAACAUCCAUCGGUGAAGUUUGUUUCUAACUUCUAAUCUAACGGCUACGAUUUUAUUUAGGAUCAUGAGUAUGAUGUCAUAGUUUCACUUGAACAACAAACAUGUUUAUUCCAUGAAAAGUUGUAUUUUUUCAGAAUU